Molecule: messenger RNA, 2178 nt
Organism: Phasianus colchicus (ring-necked pheasant)
Lineage: Eukaryota; Metazoa; Chordata; Aves; Galliformes; Phasianidae
Product: serine/threonine-protein kinase Nek3
Biological process (GO): protein phosphorylation
Molecular function (GO): ATP binding; protein kinase activity
Source: RefSeq, a predicted model, not a curated record
GUUUCUGGGCAUUAUUUUAGUUUAUUCUAAUGUGUAUGCUCUUGAAGUGGCUUUAACUCAGCUUCUGUUAACAUUUGACAUCUUUUUUCCAGUGUUAGUUUUAUGACCACUAGUUUUUCAGUACAUUUAGUGUACUAAACAGGUGGUUACUUGGAUUACAGGGCUUAGGCCUUGGGUUUUGUGCAACACGGAGCAGCAAGAGUCCCUGAGGACAGCAGGACGCUCAGCGCAGCUCAUUGUUAACCGGCCUUUGCUCUGCCAACCCCCACCCGGCAACGGCCGCCAUGGCUGCGCCCGCCCUCCCGCGCGGCGCCGCCUCAGAGGCCGGGGCGGGCGCCGCCUUCCUUCCCUUCCCUGCACCGGGGUGCUCUGCGUUCGGGGGCCGAGCGCCAAGUCUCCGGGGGCCGUUCCUCAGCAUCCCCCUGCCUGCCGCCCUGGCCGAGGCGUAGCGGGAGCCCCGCUGCCGCGGGAAGCGGCCUCGGGGCCUCGGCUAUCGCAGUUGGUAAAGAAUGGAAGAAUACGAAGUAGUGAAAGUAUUGGGAGAGGGGUCCUUCGGGAGAGCUCUCCUAGUUCGACACAAAGUCAGCGACCAGAAGUAUGCCAUGAAGGAAAUUAGGCUUCCUGUGUCUUCAUCUGAGGUAGAGAACUCUAGGAAGGAAGCUAUUCUUUUGGCUAAAAUGAAACAUCCAAAUGUUGUUGCCUAUAAAGAAUCCUUUGAAGCUGAUGGACACCUGUAUAUAGUGAUGGAGUAUUGUGAUGAUGGAGAUUUAAUGCAAAAGAUUAAACACCAAAGAGGAAAGUUGUUCCCUGAAGACACGAUCCUUUGCUGGUUUGCACAGAUGUGCCUGGGUGUGAAGCACAUUCACGAUAAGCGUGUGUUGCACAGGGAUAUCAAAUCUAAGAACGUCUUUCUCACUCAAAAUGGAAAAGUAAAAUUGGGAGAUUUUGGAUCUGCACGACUUCUUGCACACCCAAUGUCAUAUGCCUGCACAUAUGUGGGAACUCCUUACUAUGUACCUCCUGAAAUAUGGGAAAACAUGCCAUACAACAACAAAAGUGACAUAUGGUCUCUGGGAUGCAUCCUGUAUGAGCUGUGCACUCUUAGACAUCCAUUUCAAGCCAAUAGCUGGAAACAUCUAAUCCUUAAGAUAUGCAAAGGAUCCUACAGUCCUCUGCCAGCUCGCUAUUCCUAUGAACUCCAUUACUUAAUAAAACAGAUGUUUAAGAAAAAUCCAAAGAAUCGUCCGUCAGCGACUACUAUUCUUGCAAGAGGUUGCUUAGCCAAACUUAUCAAAAAUUGUUUCCCUUCUGAGGUGACAGAAGAAUUCAAGCAAGAUCUAAAGGAAAUCAGGAAAUGCAAAGGCACUGCAAUAAGACCAAAAGGUAGUGUUGCAGCUGGUGGAGGCUCAAAUAAGAGAGAAAGUAAGCAAAGCAAAGAUGAAAGUAGCACAUGGUUGAAAAGUGAAAAUACUACUAAAGAUUUGAAUGAAUGCACAAGAGAACAAAGGAAAAAUGAUGAAGAGGCAGAAACUUCAGAAGUCCUCUCAGGAAUUACUGAUUUGACACAUCUCCAUAGGAGACGAUGGGAGAAGAGGACAUUCAGUACUGUAGUGGAUGUCCUGGAAAAUGCUCCCUUGCUUUCUUCCAGUUUUACAUCUGAAGAGAAUAAAAAUGGCUCUGUUACAUACUACAGUGAAAAUAAGCCACGUAAGCAGUGGGCUAAGGAAACUCCUCAGACCCUGAUGAACAUCCUCAGUACUGCAGAUGUCAGCUUAGCAUUUAAAACAUACACAAUUUAUAAACCAGCUUCUGAGAAUAUAUUAAGAGGUCCACUUUCUGAUGAAACUGAAGCAUCUGAUGAACUAGAUGGGGAACAUGAAGAUAUUGCCACAGAUUUGGAGAGACUUGAGCCUAGAUCUGAUGAAGACGAUACGGACUUUGAGGAAGAUGACCCAGAUUGGGUGUCAGAACUGGAAACGGUAUUGAUACACAGUGACUGAAAACCUGGAGUUUUUCUACAGUAACAAAAGUCAGUCUUACUGCUAUUUGUAAUCUGAUUUGUUGUUGUUAAUAGUUGGAGUUAUUAAUAAAAUCACCUUAUUCAAAAAAUUCUGAAUAUGCAUAUUUUCUGUAUCACAAAACUGAGGGAAUUGCAUAGCUUUGCCCAGGGAAGUGGUC